Talaromyces proteolyticus is the source of this 762-nucleotide messenger RNA. Its product is annotated as C-4 sterol methyl oxidase. Gene Ontology annotation, molecular function: iron ion binding; C-4 methylsterol oxidase activity. Gene Ontology annotation, biological process: ergosterol biosynthetic process. The record is from RefSeq and is a predicted model, not a curated record. Bases 1 to 762 code for a protein of 253 amino acids. NCBI's taxonomy places the organism in Eukaryota, Fungi, Ascomycota, Eurotiomycetes, Eurotiales, Trichocomaceae. The transcript has a single exon.
AUGGAUUCUUACUCGUAUCUGCAGGCCGCCUGGACCGAUGUUGUCACAACGCACAAUCCAGGCACAAUCGAAGUAAUGGGAGUCAUCUUGGCUCAGGUCAUCGGAUUUAUUAUCCCAGCAACGAUCUAUAUGAUGAUAGAUAUCCUAUUUCCGAAGUUCUCGCAGCGCCAUAAAAUCCAGGGUGCCCGUCGACAACCAACUCGCCAGCAAAUCCUACACUGCGUUAAAGUCAGCUUAUUUAACCAUGCCUGGAUAGUGGCGCUCCAUGCUGCGGCGGUUUAUUUCACCAAUAUGAGUAUGAAUCUCCAUCCGAUCGUGCCUCCUCUGAAGAUCUUCGUUAUUGAUUUCGCCUUCGGUCUGCUGGCCCGAGAAGUAUUAUUCUACUACGUCCACCGCGCUCUACACCAUCCCAGCAUUUAUGCCUAUAUUCAUAAGAUGCACCACAAAUAUACCGCACCGGUAGCAUUCGCAGCCGAGUACGCCCAUCCAGUUGAGCAUCUUCUAGCGAAUGUCUUGCCGAUUACGUUGCCUUUAUACCUUAAAGGCGCCCAUAUCCUCUGCAUCAUGGUGUUUACUGUCUUCGAGCUUUGGGAAGCGGCGGCAGAUCAUAGCGGGUAUGACUUUUUAAAACUUCCGCCUGCUGAGCUGCACGAUUUGCAUCAUGAGAAAUUUCGUGUUAACUAUGGGACGAUUGGGCUGAUGGACUGGAUUCAUGGCACUGAUGUGGUGGGGUGGGAUCGACAUAAGGCGAAGCAUCAUUGA